UAAGCAAGUACAACCACUGCCCUCCUAUUGCCAUUUCACUUAACCCCAAAGAACACUUCACCAUCUCUCUCUCAGACAGCAAAAACACAAGCAGCAACAGAGACAGUGAGCCUCGUGCCACUGGCAUGCGCUAGAAGGGAAGAUCAACAAGACCAUGUGGCCUGCAGGCGGCGAGCACCCCAUGGCCAUGGGCCGCGGCCCUGCGGCGGCGGCGCCGCACUCGCCGUGGCAGUCCCCGGUGCCGUACCUCUUCGGCGGGCUGGCCGCGAUGCUGGGGCUCAUCGCGCUGGCGCUGCUCGCCCUGGCCUGCUCCUACUGGAAGCUCUCCGGCAGCCUCCUCGCCGACGGCGAGUCGGAAGAAGGCGACGAGCGGCAGGGCGGCGCAGGGAGCCGGCGUGGCGACGGGAAGGCCGCGGCGGGCGGCGAGGCCGGGCCCGCCGGGGAUCGCUGGCGGGAGCACGUGGUGGUCAUCAUGGCCGGCGACGAGAGGCCGACGUUCCUCGCCACGCCGGCGUCGCCUUCGGUCUGGGGCCUGGACGCCGACGACCUGGCCUUGGGCGUGGGCUGCGGUGGCGGCUCCGAUGAGGGGCGGUGCGUGGAGUGCGGGGCCCGACCGCGGCCGGCCGGCGACGAGCAGAGUGAUUAUGGUGGUAGUUCUGUAAUCGGUGAGAGAUGAAAGGUCUCGUAAAAAGAGCUAGAUCCUGUUCUUGCAAAUUCUUUUGUUCCAAGAUUGCGUCUACUUUUUUUUCCGUAUAUGUAAAAAUUAGCCGGGUGCUGGAGCUGCGGAUCAUCGAGACCAUUAGCUCCAAAUGAUUCAAACUCCAAAGAGUUGGAACAAGGA
Molecule: messenger RNA, 841 nt
Organism: Panicum virgatum (switchgrass)
Lineage: Eukaryota; Viridiplantae; Streptophyta; Magnoliopsida; Poales; Poaceae
Product: protein GLUTAMINE DUMPER 2-like
Exons: 1
Coding region: 155-676 (173 amino acids)
Biological process (GO): regulation of amino acid export
Source: RefSeq, a predicted model, not a curated record